GAAGCCUGAGGACUUGGUGCUAAGAGGUCACCUCUUUCCAGGAAGCAGAACUACUGUGCACGUGAAAUGCCCCAGGAGGUCUGAGCCGGGAUCCUGCCCAGCACCCAGCUUUUGCUUGCAUGCCCUUUCCAGGGGGCCUCAUCCUUCCCAUCUGACCUCUUGGCCAGCCCCCUGCCUAGGAGUGAAGGCAGAGACGUCUCCCCCCGGGAUCCUUCUCCCUCCCCUGAAGAGGACCAAGAGCGGGGCCAGGCAGGGAGGCCGAGGGAAUGGUCCCCGGACCCCCAAGACCUCCAUGGCGGGAGUCACUGACAUUCAAGGAUGUGGCUGUGGACUUCACCCAGGAGGAGUGGGGCCUCUUGGACCAUUCCCAGAAAAAGCUCUACAAGGAGGUGAUGCUGGAGAACUCCCAGAACCUGCUCUCCGUGGGAAUUCCAGUUCUCAGAGAAGAUUUGACCUCCCGUUUGAUGGAAAGGGAAGCAUCAUGGAUCUUGGAUCGAAAAGGCCCAAAGAACUCCACUCCAGGACCCUCCAGUCUCCCAUCGCGCACCCCCCGAAAACACAAGAGCAAGCGAAAGCCUUGGAUGCCCUUCACGACGGCACAACGGCUGGCCUUAGAACAGAAUUCCAACAGAAACAGUAUCUCUCGGCUAUAGAGCGAGCGGAGUUCUCUAGCUCCUUGAGCCUGUCCGAGACGCAGAUCCAGAGCUGGUUUGGGAAUCGCAGGGCAAAAGCCAAGCGAUUGCAGGAAGCCACACUGGAGAAACUCAAGGGGUAGCCAGGCUUCUUUUGCCUUCCCUUGCCCUGCCCUUCCCACUGGGGGCCCACCUACAGGGGUCACCUGCUCUUUUGGGGGCCUCAAGCACCUUUUCUCAGGGUACCCUGCAGCCAGUGAUCUUUCUACAACCCCAGUCCCAUAUGCCCCCAUCCUAGGGAGCAGUGAGAAAUUGAACAAAAAUGUUUGUUCCCAUAAAUGUGGAGCAAAACAGCUAGAAAAGUAACUAAGUAAAGCAGGAUACAGCUGGUCUUAUCUUGUUUUGCUGUUAGAAGUUAGUUAAGUAGAACAAAAGGUUCCAUAAAAUUGAAACAAUCGCUGAAAGUAACUGAGUAAAAUGGGAUUGUUUUGCUGUUAGAAGUCAGUAAGACAAAGGUUAAGCUUUGCUUACAGUGCACAUGCUUAUCAGGCUCAUGAAUACUAAUUUCUCCACUUGCAGGCUGGGCUAAGGCUGCCUUUUCUAAACAUGAGAUGCAUGUAGAAGGCGGAAAGACACAUCAAGGGGUAGAUGUGUAAUAAGCGUAUGGGAAAGGUGUACCCUCUGGAGUACUCAGUCAAUGAGGAAACAGAGGAGGGACUUUGUGGCAGGGAUUAGAGAUAAAUAGGAAACUCUUACUUUGGCGGUGGUGCCUAUUCAAUAGGACACCCGCUUUUGCAAAGGAGUAAUAAACUGGGUUUUUACCUUAA
This is a messenger RNA of Phascolarctos cinereus (koala), 1459 nucleotides long. NCBI's taxonomy places the organism in Eukaryota, Metazoa, Chordata, Mammalia, Diprotodontia, Phascolarctidae. The record is from RefSeq and is a predicted model, not a curated record.